UACCACCGACGUUAGAUAUCCGCAGGUUCAUGAUUAGUUGAAGUGGGGGCCUUAAACACUCGAUCUAAUGGACAAAAAUGAUCCCAUAAAUAAAAAUGCCCCCCAAAAAAGAGGCCUUUGGACUUGGAAAACCCCAAAUGAACGGCGAUACAGUCGUCAAGAACUCAAAAUCAUGAAAAUUUGGAUCCUUAAUCGUCUCUUCACAGACCCAUACACUAUCACUUACUGCCGCCAUCACACUCUAAUUCUCUAAAAACCAUUCAUUUUCUGCAAUGAUGGGGUCUCGGAUCAACUCUCAUCAACUAAGCAAUGGCUUAUUCGUUUCAGGAGGUCGCCCCGAUCAGCUCAAAGACCGGCAACCCACAAUGUCUUCUCGUGCAGUUCCCUACACCGGCGGCGACAUUAAAAAUUCCGGGGAGCUUGGGAAAAUGUUCGACAUACCCAACUCCGAUCAAGGCCCCCCUCCAUUGAGAACUUCACGGACAUCGUCUUCCUCUUCUCAACUCAACACCGGUCCAGUUAGAUCUGGUUCAGGCUCAGGUCCGUUAGGAGGAGCAAAAUCCUCCGGCUCAGGCCCAAUUCCGAAAAGGCACUCAGGUCCCAUUAUGCCGACUGGCCUCAUUACGUCCGGUUCGAUCAGUUCAAUGACGGGUAGUCGGUCGGGUCAGCUGGAACCUUCCCCUUCAAUGGGUAAGACGUCAUACGGUUCGGUUGUGACUAAUUUGACUGAGGAGGUGAAGAUGGGGUUUAAGGUGUCAAAGGCGGUAAUAUGGUUUUUUGUGGUGAUGAUGAUUAUGUGUUUGUUGGUUGGAACAUUUCUAAUGGUGGCUGUUAAGAAUGUUAUAUUUCUGAUUGCCGUUUUAGCAAUUCUGGGUUUGAUGUUAAUUGCGACUGUGUGGAACUGCAGUUGGAAAAAGAGGGGUUUAUUAGGGUUCUUGAAGAGCUACUCAGAAUCCGAUCUCAGCAGUGCACGUGAUUCACAAUGUGUGAAGGUUACUGGGGUAGUUACCUGCGGCAGUAUUCCACUGGAAACGUCUUUCCAGAAGAUUCCAAGAUGCGUAUAUGUAUCGACAGAAUUGUUAGAAUAUAAGGGAUGGGGCGGGAAAUCUGCAAAUCCCAAACACCGAUGCUUCACUUGGGGAAGGAGAUAUGCAGAGAGAUACGUGACUGAUUUCUACAUAUCAGACUUCCAGACCGGUUUAAGAGCGUUAGUAAAGGCAGGAUACGGGUUCAAGACUGCUGUCCUCGUUGAGCCUGCAAAGAUUUUGGAUGUGACAAAGGACAAUCGAGACCAAUCACCAAGUUUCCUACAGUGGCUUUCAAGUCGCAGCAUAUCAAUCGAUGACCGCGUAAUGCGUCUCAAAGAAGGGUAUAUUAAAGAAGGAAGCUCGGUUAGUGUGAUUGGGGUUGUGAGACGCCACGAUAAUGUGCUGAUGAUAGUUCCUCCGCCCGAGCCAAUCUCAAGCGGCUGUCAAUGGUUUCGGUGCCUUCUCCCAACCUACAUUGAAGGCCUUGUUUUGACCUGCGACAAAUCUCAGAAUUCAGAAAUUAUUCCUGUGUAGUUUUAGUAGGUUGAUUUCCUGGACUCUGUCAAGUAAAUAUUAUUAUUAUUAGUUAGUAGGUUAAAAUCUAAUUGAAGCAAUUAAUUAAUACCCUUUUAAGAUAUCUAUCUAUGUUGCUUUUAUAAUUCUUUU
Messenger RNA from Impatiens glandulifera, 1694 nucleotides. RefSeq lists its product as uncharacterized. The coding region runs from base 273 to 1562 and encodes 429 amino acids. NCBI's taxonomy places the organism in Eukaryota, Viridiplantae, Streptophyta, Magnoliopsida, Ericales, Balsaminaceae. The record is from RefSeq and is a predicted model, not a curated record. The transcript has 4 exons.